AUGUCACUCCGAGCCGGUCUUUUGGCUGUCCUCGUCGCCGGCACCGUCGCCAACCAGCCACUACCCGCUGUCGUCGCCCCUGUGCCGGCUUCCGCGCCGACAAUACCCUCCUGGACGGCCGACCUAGAGCGGGAUCUGCAACGGGUUCCCGAUGAUCUACACACCGCCGACGCGGCCCCGAUGACCGUCACGCACUUCACGAGGCAGCUGGACCUCGUCAGGCGGGAUCCUAACGCUGUUAUCGAAGUCCGAGGCACUGCCGUUGAGGCUCGCGGCGAUGCUGUCCCCGCUGAGCCAGCAGGGGGCUCAAGCGAUUCCUCGACAUCCUCAUCUUCUACUGCUUCUGCGUCUUCCUCAGACGCCACCACAUCGGCGCUACCAUUGCCCUUCGACAGCGCCCCAUCCUCCAUCUUCAAGAGCACCAGAAGCACAAAUGACGCCUGCCCGAACUUCAUGCAGAAGCUCCUCGACGACCCGACCUUUAAAAAGUGCUAUCCCCUCUCCAUGAUGCUCCGAACAUCGACAUCCUUCUUCCAAGCCUCCAAGCAGCUCGUCAGCAUCGUCCGCGUCCUCGAUGCAACUUGCGCGCCCGACGUCACCCAGUGCGACACCUUUCUCACCCAAGCCGCCAAGAACCUGCUCGAUUCGGCCAAUUGCAAGAAGGAGUACGAUGCAAACCAGCUCCAGGUCACCGAGGCCUUUCGCGGCCUGCGCGCCUACCGCGUGCUACGCGCCGUUGGCUGCCUGCACGACCCAACUACCCAGGGGUACUGCUUCGCCGCCGCCGUCACCAACAUCACCAACCCGAGCGACGUUUUCUUCUACUCGAUGCCGCUCGGCCUGCCACUGCCUGGCGGUGUAACACCAUCCUGCGGCGCGUGCACGGCCCGCACCAUGGCAGUGUUUCACGCUGCCACGGCGGACCGCGCGCACCCUAUUUCGGGGACCUACAGCAACGCCGCGCAGCAGGUCAAUACUAUCUGCGGGCCCGGCUUCGUCAACGACACGGCCACGUCGGGUGCAGGGCGCAAUGUUGCCGCGCCUGGCUUGGCGACGACGGUCGCGACGGUCGCCUUUGCGACAGUCUUGACCUUGACCGCUAUGGCCUGGUAG
Molecule: messenger RNA, 1113 nt
Organism: Cordyceps fumosorosea ARSEF 2679
Lineage: Eukaryota; Fungi; Ascomycota; Sordariomycetes; Hypocreales; Cordycipitaceae
Exons: 2
Coding region: 1-1113 (370 amino acids)
Source: RefSeq, a predicted model, not a curated record